UGUCUGUGCCUUUAAGAAAAAAAAAAGGCAACAGGCGGUGAGGAAGUGAGAAAGCAAACUUUCGUUUCCCCCGUGAAACUUUUUAUUUAUACCUGCAGGCCUGUGCUUCAGAAAGGGGAACCAACGAGCGACCGAGACUAGAAGGAGCGCAGGGUGAGAGAGAGAGAGGGGGGGAGGGAUGGUGUCCGCAUUUCUCUGCCUGUCAGGUGGACACGGGGUUCAUUCUGCAGGAGACUCCUAGCACUGACACGAUGGAAGCAACUGAGGGAGAACAACCCAUCGAGGAUGCUGAUCAGAUUGUAGCGCCUCCCAAUGGUGGCGUGAACGAACUGCUGGAUGUGGGGCAAGAGGAGAACAUAGAGGGCGAGAUGGAGGAGUUUCUGGGCCCGCAGGCUCAGUACAACGAGGAGGAGGAGGAGCGGAAGUACUACAGAAGAAAGAGGCUGGGAGUCAUCAAGAAUGUGGUUGCCAGUAGUUUCGGAGCCAUGAUAGUCUACAGUGUUUAUAUGGGCCUCUUACAGAUGCAGCUGGUCCUUCAUUACGACAUGACCUACCGUGAGGUGAAGUACAGCAACCUUGGACUUGAGGACAUCGACCAGAAGAUGCUGAUGGGAAUCAACGUGACGCCGGUCAUUGGCCUCCUUUACACACCCGUACUCAUCAGGUUUCUUGGUACUAAGUGGAUGAUGUUUCUGGCCUCAGGAAUCUACGCUCUGUUUGUCUCAACCAACUACUGGGAGCGGUACUACACGCUAGUUCCUUCAGCUGUGGCCAUCGGCGUGGCCAUCGUGCCUUUUUGGGCUUCUCUGGGGAAUUAUAUCACAAGGAUGGCCCAGCAGUACUACGAGUACGCCAACUACAAGGACGAACACGUGCAGGAGCAGAGGAAGCUGCCGAAGGGCGCGUGCCACAGCUACAUCAUCAUCUUCCAGUCGCUUUUCUACGCCAUCUUCAGCCUGAGUUUCGUCUUCGCCGAGUUCCCCAUGCGUCUGGUCCUGCACGGCCACCUGCACGAAAGCAAGCACGUCCUCUGCAACGUGAAGAUAUGCGGGGCUGCGAUCAAAGGCAUCAUCCCGGGCUUCAACACCACCGUGCUGACCAACCUGCCGCGCUCCAUGCUGCUCAUCCAGGUGGAGAGCAUCUUGAUGGGCUUCGCCUUCCUCUCCAUGAUUAUCUUCCUCUUGCUGUGUGGCCCCGCGUACCGGCCGACGGAGGAGAUCGACCUGCGCAGCAUCGGCUGGGGGAACAUCUUCCAGCUGCCUUUCAAACACCUGAGGGAUUACCGGCUGCGCCUGCUCUGCCCCUUCUUCAUCUACAGCGGCCUGGAGAUGCUCUUCGUCAUCAGCGGGUUCUCUCUGUCCUACGGCGUCUGCACGCUGGGCCUGAAAAGCCUCUGGCUCCUGAUCGUGGUCUACGGCCUCUCCUGCUCCGUCUUCUCCCUGCUCUCUCUCAGCCUCCUGCGCCUGCCGCGGUGGGUGUGUCUGAUGGGCGGCGCCGCGGUGCACGCCGUGCUGCUGGUGGUCCUCCUGGCUCUGUCCAUCAAGCCCGGCUCACCGGAGUAUCUGGGUCCCCUGCUGGUGAUCACGGUGCUGUGGGGGCUCGGCAGCGCCCUGAACAAGACCGGGGUUAGCACUGUUGUCGGCAUUCUCUACGCCGAGGAAAAAGAGCGCCUGGAUUUCGUCUACACCAUCUACCACUGGUGGCAGGCCAUCGCCAUCUUCGUCGUCUACCUCUGGUCCAAGAUGCCCAUGAGGGCCAAACUGUCCAUCCUGCUGGCUACGUUGUUGCUGGCCUGCUACUGUUAUUGGGUGAUGGAGCGCCGCGUGGCACAGAAAGUGCCGCACAGAAUGCCUCGCAUCCCUCGGCCACGACACAAGGUGAAAGGCUACCGCUACCUGGAAGAGGACAACUCCGAUGAGUCAGACUCGGAGAGAAGCGAGGAGGAUGACGACGAGGACGAGGAAGAGAGGGCGGAGGAGGACGAGCGCGUUGUGGAGGAGAUGGGAGCGGGGCACAGGGAGGAAGAGGGCCAAGGGGCCAGAGCCGAGGGCGCCGACUCGCCUAGAGCCCGGCGGGGAGGGGCCGAGGGUCAGGGUGCCCACGUGGAGGAAGAACAGAGGGAGAUGUGACGAAUUGACAGAAGGCAGGAGGGGAAGGUGGUGGACAAACGUCUGAUGCAUACGGAAGCUCCAGUCUACUCCAGUCUCCUCUAUUAGCUGGCAUCCUUUAUUGCAACGAGAAGGGACCAACGCCUUGCAUAGACUUUAACCUUUUUACACAUUACAUUUAGAAACUUCAACGUGUUUCAUUUUAUGUGAUAGGCCAACACUAUUCCGGCCCUCCAUUAACCUCCAUCCAUCUUCCCAUAAACAUAAGCUUUCCUGUCCCUGCUGUAGAAAAGCGUCUCCACGCCAUGAUGCUCCCUCCACCCGGUUCCAUGAUGGGGUGUUCGAGGCGACAGGCAGGGUUUUUUUUUUUUUUUACAAUUACUUGCUGCUUCGGGACGGUCUUAUCACAUAAAAUCCCAAUGAAAUACUUUAAAGUUUAGCAAGGAACUGCACCUCCUAAUUGGUGGAUUUAAAAAAAAAAUGUUCAUUGGAGUUUAUGAGGAAUCUUCAGAUUAUUUUCCAGAAGUCUUAAAAGGUCAUGUCUGUAUGUAUGGUUGUGUGUGUGUGUGCGCAAUACUGAGUUUUUUUCUGAUCGAGGGUUUUUCCAUAUCUUUUCUUUUCUUAAUCUCAUUCAUGCUGUACCAGAUGUCUAAAAUAGCUUUAUUCAUUGGGUUUCCAUAAAGCUAAGCAGCUGCUUAGAGGAGCCCCAGAAAGAGUUUUGAGGCUAGUUUGGUCUGAAUCCUUGAAGAGAAGAUAAAUAAUAUACAUCUAAAUGUUUUUUUUUUUCAGAUAUAAGUGUUUUUUUUAUCUUAAAUUUUUGUUUUUAUGUGUUUUUAAACACUUUUGUGUGAGGCUGUAUAUUUCUUGUUCACAUAUUCUGUCUUAUAAUGCAGCAGACAAUGAAAAAGGAGGAAAAAAUGUAGAGGACACUGCUUUAGUUUUUCCGCUCGCUAUGUUUGUUCUUCAUCUUUACCAGAUCUGUCGAUGGGGG
Messenger RNA from Fundulus heteroclitus (mummichog), 3099 nucleotides. It is a transcript of the gene unc93b1, whose product is annotated as unc-93 homolog B1, TLR signaling regulator. Gene Ontology annotation, cellular component: endosome; lysosome. Gene Ontology annotation, biological process: intracellular protein transport; toll-like receptor signaling pathway; toll-like receptor 9 signaling pathway. The transcript is spliced from 13 exons. Gene Ontology annotation, molecular function: Toll-like receptor binding. Bases 252 to 2129 code for a protein of 625 amino acids. NCBI's taxonomy places the organism in Eukaryota, Metazoa, Chordata, Actinopteri, Cyprinodontiformes, Fundulidae. The record is from RefSeq and is a predicted model, not a curated record.